AUGGUGGAGCCUAGAGUAUACGAUCGGCUGGGAGCCUCUGUGCCGCGCUCCGGCGGACACGUGUCUAGCGACACCAAAGCCGUCCUCUGCCUUGGGGCAGCCGCUGCUGUGGGCUGGGCAGCGUGGAGGUACUACCAACGCCGUGCGUGCCUGCGGAAGUUCGGCCGGGACAUGACGGCAUUGGCUGGAAAAACCGAUCCGGUGAUCGGCCGCGAUGACGAGAUCGACCGUGUCGUCUCCAUCCUCUGCCGCCGGACCAAGAACUGCGUCGCGCUCGUCGGCGCUGCAGGGGUUGGCAAGACGGCUGUCGCCGAGGCCCUCGCCCAGCGCAUUGCCGCCGGGAUGGUCCCCGAUGUUCUCGCCGGUGCGCGCGUCAUUGAGCUCGACGUCGGGGCAUUGGUGGCUGGGACCAAGUGGCGUGGCUCCUUCGAGAGACGCAUGAAGGACGUGAUAAAGCAGGUGGAGGCCGCGGACGGCAAGGUGAUUCUGUUCAUCGACGAGAUGCACAUGCUUCUUGGCGCCGGGCGGUCCAGGAGGAGUGCCAUGGAUGCUGCCAACAUGCUGAAGCCAGCGUUGGCCCGUGGCCGUAUCCGCUGCGUGGGUGCCACAACUUUCGAUGAGUACCGUAAGUACAUCGAGAAGGAUGCCGCACUGAAGCGGCGGUUCCAAAAGGUGCAGGUCGAGGAGCCGAGCAUGGACACAACCAUUGAGAUUCUACAGGCGCUAAAGAAACGGCACGAACAUCACCAUGGCUUGGAAAUCCAGGAUGCAGCUCUUGUUGCUGCUGCACAGCUUGCUGGCCGCUAUAUCACCGGUCGUCAGUUUCCUGACAAGGCAAUUGAUCUAAUUGACGAGGCAUGCGCCACUGCAAGCAAAAAGAUGAGGCAGAUUAACCGCAAAAAGGCGGAAGUGAACACUACAAAAAGUAGCUCUGCAAAGGCAAUGAAGGAAGCUAUUAUCAUCCCAGAUGAUGUCGGACAAGUUGUGAGCCGAUGGACUGGAAUUCCCGUUACGGCACUUAAUCAAGAGGAGAAGGAUAAGUUAAUCUGCCUAGCGGACAGACUGCAUCAGCGAGUUGUUGGCCAGGAUGAAGCCGUCAACCUAGUCGCAGAUGCAGUGUUACGUUCUAGAGUUGGCCUUGAUCAUCCUGGCCAGCCCAUAGGCUCUUUCCUCUUCUUGGGCUCAACUGGUGUUGGAAAGACAGAGCUCGCAAAAGCUCUUGCCGAACAGCUCUUUGAUAGUGAGAAGAUGUUGGUUCGCUUUGACAUGUCUGAAUAUGUUGGGAGUAGUUCAGUGUUGCGUCUCGUUGGAGCACCUCCAAGCUAUCGUGGCCAUGAAGAUGGUGGACAACUGACUGAGAAAGUUAGGAGGAACCCGUACAGUGUCAUCCUUUUUGAUGAGGUGGAGAAAGCAGAUCCCUCGGUGUUCAAUAUUUUUCUCCAAAUCCUUGAUGAUAGCAGGUUGACUGAUGGCAGAGGCCAGACUGUAGAUUUCAAGAAUACCAUCAUCAUCAUGACCUCAAAUCUUGGAUCUGAUUACCUAAUAUCAAAGACGGCUAGAGAAAACACAACAAUAUCUACACAAGAGCUUCUCAUGGAACAGGUUUGCAAGCACUUCAAGCCUGAGCUUCUCAACAGACUGAGUGAGAUUGUUAUAUUUGAGCCGCUUUCGCACGACAAACUGAAGGAGAUAAUGAAAAUCCAGAUGAAGAGCAUUAUGGCCAGAGUAGCUACCAAGGGCAUCUCUCUUUCUGUUAGUGAUGCCGCGUUGGACACCAUCUUAUCGGAAUCAUAUACCCCAGUAAGUAUAUGUUCUACCUACGGUGCAAGACCCAUAAGGAGGUGGAUGCAAAAGAAUGUGAUGACAACUCUUUCCAAGAUGUUGGUCAAAGGAGAAGCCGGUGAAGGCUCAACAAUCUGCAUUGAAGCUACUGAUGACAAUAAGGGUUUGAAGUAUGAAGUGGUGAAGGAGGUGAGCCUACACCAGUGUGGUCUUAGCUAG
Messenger RNA from Aegilops tauschii subsp. strangulata, 2001 nucleotides. The record is from RefSeq and is a predicted model, not a curated record. Lineage: Eukaryota; Viridiplantae; Streptophyta; Magnoliopsida; Poales; Poaceae.